Messenger RNA from Colletotrichum abscissum, 1560 nucleotides. RefSeq names its product cytochrome P450. Gene Ontology annotation, molecular function: monooxygenase activity; iron ion binding; heme binding. NCBI's taxonomy places the organism in Eukaryota, Fungi, Ascomycota, Sordariomycetes, Glomerellales, Glomerellaceae. Bases 1 to 1560 code for a protein of 519 amino acids. The transcript has 4 exons. The record is from RefSeq and is a predicted model, not a curated record.
AUGAUGGAUUCCAUAUCUACGCCCGAGACUCGCUCAUCUGCCGUUUUCUAUGGCAUUACAGGGCUGGUAUGUUCCACCGUGUAUCUGCUCUCUCUGGGUAUCUAUCGUCUGUACUUUAGCCCGCUUGCCAAGUUUCCAGGGCCGAAGCUGGCUGCUUUAACGCAGUGGUACGAGGCCUACUAUGAGCUCUUCAGCGGCGAUGGCGGCCAGUUUAUCUGGCAUUAUGCUAAGUUGCAUGAGGAAUAUGGCCCAAUCAUCCGAAUUAACCCAUGGGAGCUGCACAUCCAAGACUCUAGCUUCUAUGACGUGCUUUACUCGUCUUCUAGGCACUCCAGCAAGCUUACCACCCUCGCUCACCGUUUCAACAGCCCAGAGUCGGCUUUCUCUACCGUUAACCACUCCAGACACCGCCAGCGGCGGGCGGCUUUGAACCCCUUUUUCUCCCAUCGCAGGAUCGCUGAGCACCAGCCCAACAUCCAGCGAAUGAUGCAUCGCCUCACAGAUCGCCUCACGCGGGAAUACCUGGGAAAAGAGAAAGUGUUACGUAUCGAUCAAAUGUGGGGAUGCUGGACGUCGGAUAUCAUCAACGACUACGCUUUCGACAAGCCGCAUAAUUUUCUUGACGCUCCGGACUUCCACGCGAGCUACACAGAUGCCAUGGUUGAUCUUCUGGAGCCUGUUCACUAUAUCACGCAGUUUCCCCUCGUGACAAAUCUUUUCAAGAUGCUCCCGCUGUCGUGGGUUAAGGCAAUGUCUCCUCAAAUGGGAACUGUGCUAGACUUUAACAACGAAAUGACAAACCAGAUCCGCAUCCUCUUAAACAAGCCGGCAGAGGAAAAGGGGCAAUCCAAGACCAUUUUUGGCGUCAUCCUCGAGUCAGACCUUCCAGCCUCAGAGAAGACGGUUGGCCGUCUCCAGCAAGAGGCAAUCAGCGUGACCGGCGCUGGUAUCGAGACGACGAUGCGGGCCCUCAGUCUGUGCACAUUCCAUGUCCUGGCGAACCCCCCAGUGCUAGAAAAGCUCCAGGCCGAGCUCAAAGAAGCUAUUGUAGAUCCCAGAAACCCUCCCGACUGGGAUGCGCUCUCUCAAUUACCAUAUCUCUCAGCCUGUAUCAACGAAGCCCUUCGAUUCGCAUAUGGAACGUCUCAGCGACUCCCUCGCACGCUCGAGGACGAGCCUCUCCGUUACGGCGAGUGGCUCAUCCCCGUCGGCGCCACCGUGAGCAUGGACAACUACGCCGUGUCCCACGACGAGGCUAUUUUCCCAGACAACAUGACCUUCCGGCCAGAGCGCUGGCUGGGCGACCCAAAGGCUCCUGAUGGGAAGAAACUCUCGCGCUACAUGGUCGCGUUUGGUCGCGGGACACGCUCCUGCGUAGGCAUGCAGCUUGCGUGGGCAGAGCUGUACACGGGCAUUGCGACGCUGUUCCGUAGGUUCAAGAUGGAACUCUACGAGACUGAGCGGGAUGCGAUGGAUCUGCACAUGGACCGAUUUGUGCCGCGUCCUAAGCCGCAUACUCUUGGAGUGCGGGCUCUGGUUAAAGACGAUCUGUAUCAGUGA